AUGUCAUUGUUGAAGCAAGUAAGAUUAGGACGUUCAGGGUUGAAGAUCUCACCCAUUCUGAUUGGUUGUAUGAGUUAUGGAUCUAAAGAUUGGGCUGCAUGGGUUGAAGAUGACAAGGAAAAGAUCUUUUCUACUUUGAAAUACUGUUACGAUCAUGGGUUACGUACAUUUGACACGGCAGACUUCUACAGCAAUGGAUUAAGUGAGAAAUUGGUCGGUGAAUUCUUGAAGAAGUACAACAUCCGUAGAGAGACCGUUGUAAUCUUGACGAAAGUGUACUUCCCGGUUGAUGAAGAUCUCGAAUUGAGCCACAGCAAUGGAUUUACGGAAAACGAUCUUUUGGAUUUGACAAACCAACAAGGUUUGUCUCGGAAGCAUAUCCUUGCUGGAGUUACUGCAAGUUGUAAAAGGUUGGAUACGUGCAUUGAUGUGUUACAAAUUCACAGACUUGAUCGUGAGACACCAAUGGAGGAAAUCAUGAGAUCAUUGAACCAUGUCGUUGAAUCGGGACAAGUUCGGUACAUUGGCGCUUCAACAAUGCUAGCUACGGAAUUCGUUGAAUUGCAAUCUAUUGCAGAAAGGUACGGCUGGCACAAGUUCAUCAGUUCCCAGUCCUGCUACAACUUACUUUACAGGGAAGAUGAAAGGGAACUUAUUCCAUAUUUGAAGAGACAUGGUGUCGGAAUGAUCCCAUGGUCUCCAAAUGCCAGAGGAAUUCUUUGCAGGCCAGUAAGCCAACAAUCGAAUUCUAAACGGUAUGAGACCGAUGGUAGAAUUAAGGGCAGACAAUUGGAUCAAUUACAACCUCAGGAAACAGAAAUCGUCAAUAGAGUGGAAGACUUGGCCAAGAAGCAUGGUGUCAGUAUGGCCGUAGUAUCAUCGGCAUGGGUCCUAGCCAAAGGUGGUUAUCCCAUUGUCGGUCUAAGUUCCAUUGACCGUGUGAAAGAAAUUAUCUCCGCUACCGAAUUGAAACUCUCCGAAGAAGAAAUACAGUACUUGGAACAACCGUACCUACCAAAACCGCUUAUCUUGUAA
Kluyveromyces lactis is the source of this 1035-nucleotide messenger RNA. Its product is annotated as aldo-keto reductase superfamily protein. Bases 1 to 1035 code for a protein of 344 amino acids. The transcript has a single exon. The record is from RefSeq and is a predicted model, not a curated record. NCBI's taxonomy places the organism in Eukaryota, Fungi, Ascomycota, Saccharomycetes, Saccharomycetales, Saccharomycetaceae.